Molecule: messenger RNA, 3851 nt
Organism: Lolium rigidum
Lineage: Eukaryota; Viridiplantae; Streptophyta; Magnoliopsida; Poales; Poaceae
Exons: 9
Coding region: 177-3218 (1013 amino acids)
Molecular function (GO): protein binding
Source: RefSeq, a predicted model, not a curated record
ACUCGUCCGACGGGGACGACCAGCCGCCUGCCGACCGCACCCGCGGCGAGGAGCAGGUCAAGCCGCCCAAGAAGCGCCGGAUCGAGUCGCGCGACGACAGAUCUCGCAACCACGAGGGAGCUGGGAGGAGCGACCCUGCCAGCGCGCCAAGGACGAAGCGCCUCCCGGUGCCAGGGAUGGCAAGGACGACGCCGCUGCCGGAUCGGCAGACGCUGGAUAUGAUCCUCGACAAGCUGCAAAAGAAGGAUACGUACGGCGUGUUUGCUGAGCCGGUGGAUCUCGAGGAGCUGCCCGACUACGGCGAUGUGAUCGAGCACCCAAUGGACUUCGGUACCGUCAAGAGGAAGCUUGCCAGGAAUGCGUAUCGCUCAUUCGAGCAAUUCGAGGAUGAUGUCUUCUUAAUUUGCAGCAACGCCAUGCUGUACAAUGCGCCUGAUACAGUUUACUUCAGACAGGCCCAUUCCAUACAAGAGCUGGCAAGAAAGAAGUUUCAAGAACUGAGAGAUGAAGGCAUACCUACAGAAAACCAAGUAAAGAGUGAACAGAAAGUUAAACCUAUUCCUUGCAAUAGAGGACCAGUUAAAAAGCCUGUAUUGACAUAUUCGGAUGAUGAUCUAGACUUCUUGAUCCGCAAAGAGCAAAUCAAGAGACCAAUUGCCAAAAUUUCAGGAGAUGAUAUGAGCUUCAAAGAUCAAGUCAAGAAACCCGUCUCUAGGAAUUCAGAGAACUUAAGUUCGUUCCACAAAGAGCGAGUUGCCAAACCGAUAUUCAGAAAUUCAGAGAAUGAUUUGAGUUCCUCAUUCCAAAAAGAGCAUGUUAAGAAACCCCUUUCCAGAAAUUCAGAGGAUGAUCGAAGUUCUUCAUUCCGACAAGUGAAAGUCAGGAAAGCCAUUUCGAGAAAUUCAGAGGAUGAUCGAAGUUCCUCACUCCACCAUGUGCGAGUUAAGAAAGACAUUUCAAGAAGUUCAGAAAAUGAACGAAGCUCCUCUUUGCCCAUACAGAAAGUCAAGAAACCCACGCCCCGGAUUUCAAAAGAUGACUUAUCGUCCCGGAAGACACUCAUUAGGAAGCCAGUGUGCAGAAAGGGAGAAGAGCCAGAUUGCUCAUCCCGCACAGAUGCAUUUGAGAACCCUGUUUGCAAGAAGGGAGAAGAUCUAAGCUUAUCCCCAGAAAAGCUUGUUGAGGAGCCCAUUUGCAGAUCCGGAGAUGACUUGGGCAACUCAAGCCAAAAAGAGUCGCCUAGGCAGCCUAUUUGCAAAGAUGAGCAAGCUGAUCUAGGUUACUCCUGCGAUGAAGAGAUCGUUAAGAAGCCAGACUGCAUGGAUAGCCAAGAUGCACUGGGUUCAAAUGUCUCUCCUGAAACCAUUGUUUCUGCCGGAAAUGGCUCUGAUGGUUUAAGCGUAUCACAGGCUAAUGGUGCUGAGCCCCUAGAAUGUGCCUUAGCUAAUGGGUCUUCGGACAAAGAUAUCAGUUCUCCGGUAGACGAGGUCAGAUCUGAGAAGACUGACGAUGUUUCAGCCAGAGAUCAUUCAGCAAAGAUUAGCCUCAAGUCGUUUGUGGUUGAUGAGACUAGACGAAAAACUUACCAUGCACUUGAAGACCAGCGUUCAUCGGAUUCUGACCCAACUUUUGAUGUCUUCUGCGCGGAGCCAAAAGAGCUGAUAAGUGUUGGCCUUCAUUCUGAGCAUUCGUACGCAAGAAGUUUGGCCCGUUUUGCUGGUUCACUUGGUGCCCGAGGCUGGAAAAUAGCUUCUGAGCGCAUUCAGCAGACAUUGCCUGCUGAAGUGAGGUUUGGCCGUGGUUGGGUUGGAGAAUAUGAGCCACCAUUAACACCUAUUCUUGCUGUGCAAGAUCAAUUACGAAGUCAGGUUAGCUCUGAUGUGAAUAUUCAAAGGAAAACUUCAUUCCCCAGAGAUAAUGAAAGACUCAGACCAAAAGAAAGCACUAAUCCGAAGGAUAUGAGUUUGAGUCUACUUAAUCGGAUAACCACUGUCAAUAACGUAAUUGGUGUGUCUGGUUCACUUGAGAGUCCAGAAUAUAAGCCAAGAUUAUUAGAUGUUACUACUGAACCCCAACAGAGGAACACUGACGCCUCAACACUGCACGAGAAACAUAGAGCGUCGAGAAAUGUUGUGAAAACAAAAAGACCAACCGGUGAACAAGUUAGGAAAGGCAGGCACUCGUCCAACGCCCGCCCUCCUGAAGUGCAACCACAGAGAUCUGAAUGUUCAAAAGGAGCUUCUUCUAGUGUGCUUGAUAUGCCUGCUGUGAACAAAAUGGCUGGCCAGCCUGCACCUUUUUUCCAACCAGCAGAAGCAGUGAGAAUUCAGCAAAUGAAAAAAAGUGACCUGUCUAAAAGCGCCCGCCCACUUGAAAUGGCACCUCAGAGGCUUGAGUGUCCAAAAAGUGCUACUUCUGGUGUUCAUGAUAUGCUUUCCCAAAACAACAGUAAUGGGCAUCCAAAACCCUUUUUCCAGUCACAAGAAGCAGCUGCACCACAGCCCAAAAGUGAAGCUACAUGGGUGUACCAUGGAAGACCUGGUGAUGCAAAGUUUGGGACUUCUGAGAAAAGCAGACCAAUGAACAACAUUGGAUUCAUCACCAAAAAUCCAGUAAAUGGCAAUGGCUUUGCCAUGAAUGCGAGCGCACAGAAUAGUAUCAUAGACCAUGCCAAGUCAAUGGGUGCAAUGCCUGGCCAAGUAAAUGUACCAAACCGAGGGUUUGACCCUUCUCGGAGUGUUUUCUCUGCAUUUCCACCAGCUGCUAGGGAGAGCCAGAGCAUUCCAUCUGCUCCUGUUGCUCAAUCUUGGAUCUCAUUUGGUGCUUCAUCAGAGAGCAAACCAACCAUUGUGAGUCCAAAUUUUCAUGACAGUAGUUCUGGCUGGAAGAUGCCAUUUGCAAAUCUUCGUACUUCCGAUGAACCAAAGAUAAGUGCUGCCCCUCAGUUCUUUAGACAACCUGUUCAGGUUUCUAGAGAAAUUCCAGGUCAAAACAAGGGCUUGGUAAUAUUCCCACAGCUGGUCCAGACAGAUUUCUCAAGAUCACAGGGCCAGCCUCAAUGGCAAGGGCUGGUUCCCCACAUGCAACAGAAGCCAAACAUGGAUAUGCUCCGUCCAGACUUGAACAUUGGGUUUUCAUCUCCAGGUUCACCACCAGCUCGACAGUCCACUGGCAUCAAUUUGGAAGCACAACAGCCAGACCUUGCUUUGCAGUUAUAAGCAAGAAAUGGAUAAUGAGCAUAUGUGACUAAUAAGAUCGGAUGUCAGACACAGAAACGAUGAAGCAUGGAAGGACACGUGGAACCCGGCCGUAAAAAUGUGUAAAAGCAGAAAUGGGACAUCCAUUGCGUGGAUACUUGUCAACAUGGGAUCGUAAUUCACAGGUCAGGCCGUAGACCUAACCUCCCUAUUGCAAGAUAUCAGAAUAUGGAUGGAUGAACACUGCUCGGAAUCAAAUCAUUGGCCCGUUUUGUUCGGUAAUGGAGUUCAGGAUCCAGCAUUUGGAGAAAUGCUUUGGUGGCAUGCCCAUGAUCCGAUUACCUGGAGCGAGCUCUUCUGACCACACAAUAGCAUUCCUGCGGUGGAAAUUUUUGCACCAGAAGUUAGGAUAUAUCUCCAGUAGUUAGACUGCGUGGUCACCCCUAUGUUAAUGCCCAAGUCACAUUGUAUGUUUGUUGUAAAUGGUUCAGCAUUGAAUAGAUUGUUAGACUAGAGCAGCCACCUUUACUUCUUUCUCCUGAAGUUCUCUGGAAUGAAAUUGCUUCUCCUUCAUGUUCUGUGCCAGGAAUUGAGUUCCAUGGUCCAUUCAGUUUAAAUGGUAUGCUGAAUGAAAGAUGUUAAUACUUGCGUCAA